AUGAACGCUAAUUCAUCGAUUUGUCGUGUUACAUGCGAAAAGAUUGCUCUUGUACCAUCUAGGCUACAAGCAGAGUUUCCUAUGAUGCGUCCUUUUCGCACCACUUUCCUCGGCAUCAUAAUUUCAUUUGAUUUGGCUCGUCUCGCUGUCUCUUCUGGUGCUGGCAGUCAUCAACCACAAAUGCUCGGGUAUCUCUUAUUCCAUCGGGACAACUGUAAAAACUGGUCGCAAUUAGUGUCCCAUUCCGGUAUUUCCACUCUCUGUGCUGUUUCCUCCGCACAAUAG
Messenger RNA from Necator americanus (New World hookworm), 285 nucleotides. RefSeq lists its product as uncharacterized. The coding region runs from base 1 to 285 and encodes 94 amino acids. The transcript has 3 exons. The record is from RefSeq and is a predicted model, not a curated record. Lineage: Eukaryota; Metazoa; Nematoda; Chromadorea; Rhabditida; Ancylostomatidae.